AUGAGCAAGACCGAGUUCUACCACAACAACAGCGCUAUCAUCGACGGCAGAGUUACCUACCACCUGUUCAGUACCACAGACCAAGCUGAGCAUGCACGGAUGAAGCGUCCAAUUGUCAAGUACUACUCCCAGAGUAGCGUCAUGGGAAUCGAGCCACUAUUUGAUACCUUGAUCGGUGACUUUUGUCACCACUUGGAAAAGCGAUUCAUGACCACCUCCAAGCCGACAGCGUGUGAUCUUGGCGAGUGGAUCGGGUUUUACUCUUGGGAUGCGAAUGGCGCUGCUUCUUUUAGCCAGCGAUUUGGCUACAUGGACGAGGGAUGCGAUUAUGACGGCACAAUUUCCAUUGCCGACAAAGCUCUUGACUAG
This is a messenger RNA of Colletotrichum chrysophilum, 369 nucleotides long. RefSeq lists its product as uncharacterized. The record is from RefSeq and is a predicted model, not a curated record. The transcript is spliced from 2 exons. Bases 1 to 369 code for a protein of 122 amino acids. NCBI's taxonomy places the organism in Eukaryota, Fungi, Ascomycota, Sordariomycetes, Glomerellales, Glomerellaceae. Gene Ontology annotation, molecular function: heme binding; iron ion binding; monooxygenase activity.